CAAUGACUAUGAGCCCACAUGACAGUCUGACAAUGGACAGGGUGACUGUGUGCACAGUAGCUCUGAUCACAGCUGUUUAUUCGGAGCAAAUUGUCAUUUUCAAACCACAAGUUGCACCUAUAAAGAUAAUAGAGAAAACUCCAGCCAAAAUCUCUUGUACCGUAAAGGAUGGUCAAGACAGUUCGACAUGGAGGUACAAAUGGUCCAUCGGGAAACAAAUCAUCGGCAGGAAAUCAAGGAUCUUACUGAGAGCCGACAGACACAGGUUCGACGAUGGAAAUCUGACGUGCACUGUACGGAAUAGCUCCAAUGUCGAAUACGGGAGUGCAGCUGUAGCCGUUAGUGUACAGUAUCCCCCCGAGGCGUUCAGUCAGAGGACGCAUCGUGUGUUCAGGGGUGAGGACGUCAGCAUCUGUCAUGGGAUUAGUGGCAACCCGCCCCCUGGGAUCGUCAAGUGGAAGAAGGUCGGUGUGACGUCACAGUGGAUAACCUCUGACUGUCGUCUUCGUCCAGUGAAUGAAUCCCAUUCUGGAGAUUAUCUGUUUGUCAUGAAGAACACAAUGUUUGACAACAUUCGCAAAGAAGAAAGGAUUGGUACAGGCGUGCAGCUUGUCCGCUUGCUGGUAUCAUAUGGUGCUCAGGUGAUGUGCCCCAGUAACUACACAGCUGUAGAGAACACCACGGCUGUGUUGGAGUGUCACGUAGAUGCUUACCCGGGUGCGAACAUCACCUGGUCCAGAGAAGGAAGCCAUGAAGCGCUACCACAGACUGGUUCCUCCCUCCGUAUCCCCCAUGCACAGCUGUCGGACGGAGGCAACUACACCUGUACGGCGUCCAACACCAUCAGCGACUACACAGGCAGAACCUACAAGAAGGAGGAUUCGUGCAUCAUACAUGUCAUCGUCAAAGUCAAUAUGUCAGACGGAGCAGCCCCAGAAACAACUUCCAUCUUUGAUCUCUACAAAAUCCACUUCAUAGCUGCUAGCCUUGGGACCGUCGUUCUCGCUUUUGUCGUCGUGGAUGUUGUCAAAUGCAUUCGGAGAAGGUCUAAACGUAAAGGGGAUGAUGUACCCGUGGAAGUGGAUGGGAGCGGUGACAGUCACAGCAUACACACCGGUGGAAAUAACAGGAAAGACUACGAUAAACCCAGCCCUGACAACCAGGUGCAGCAUCACUACAGGCAGGUCCACGCUGACGAUGAUGGUUGCUAUGGUAACGUGGUAACAGCUGACACCCAACAUUAUGGAAAUGUGUUCCCUGAGAACCAGUCAGGUUACUAUGGCAAUGUUACUGUACAGGAAGGCGAGAAUACGUGUUAUUAUGGUAACGAUGACGUUGUCAUGGAAACUCAUUCUCAUGAAUAUGUAAAUUUGUAAAUCAGCAAAUUCGAUGUGUCGACAUUGGACUUGCAUUCGUCAAAAAGGAAGCAUUUGGGAGGGUGGUUCUGUUUAUUUUUCUGUUACUUUCCUGUUUAUACUGUUAACAAAUGUGUUUAUUCCGAACAUUAUACACAGAACACCACUGUCUCCGUGAGCGGGUUUCCCAACACGAAAUUUCUGAGGGAUCGUUGAUUAUUAAAUAAUAUAGGAAAGGUAUUUUUAUUAAUGUUAGACAAUGGCAUUGUUGAUCCUAUAUAACAUGUCUCAUGUGUGAGACAUCUGGAGAUUUAUAGUUCAAAUGAAUCCGAUCCUGUACAGUGCGUUGGCAGUUUCCAGAAAACUUGUAAACCUCGUCAUCACUUAAAAGGAAGCAACGAUUCAUCAGGUCAGCAUUAUAUGACCUGGCAACAAUACUCGGAAAUAGGUCAUUAGAUUUACUGUGGGAUGCGAAAACAGAAAACACCAUGAUGGGCAGAUAGAGAUGCAAGUGUAUAGUCGGAUAUUUCCAUUUGACAUUGCAACAUUUCUUGUACUUUCAUGUGUGUUUCCUCAUGUCUAUAGACAUUAAUUAAACCGAACAUGGUGUUUGUGCAUGUGUAUUUGACAAACGAGUGGACCUAAUGAGUGUGGAGUCUAUUAUGGCUUUACAUCAUCAUCUUUGCUAGAUACGAUACGCCUAAAUUUGAAAUGGUUUUAAAGCUUCUUUUCAAAAUGUAUCGUGACCCUUUUUAUGCAUGUCGUAAGAGACGGCUAAUCGAUUGUGUGGUUACGUUCAAUAACCAUUGUAUGCUAUGGCAUCGUAUCUUAAGUGCGUAAGUCGAUGCUUGCUCGCUCACUCACUUUUGUCUUGUGUGUGUUUUAGUUUGAAAACCAUUUGGCAGUGAAUAACAUUUUUGAGAAUGGGACAAAUCGCAAAAAUAUCAUGACGCAAAAAUUUCGUGAUUUACAGUAUGUUGAUGAAUAUGUGAUGAAUAUAUAUUUAAAGGAGAAAAUAGCGUAUACACACGAGUGAAGAUUUGUCUAUGUCUUCGAUUCUAUGUGCGGUGCCUUCAGUGUAUUCGAUGUAUAUUAUUGCCUUCGUGUUUUGUGAUAGAUAUAUGAAUCUAUGUAUCCCUGCUUAUUACUGAUGUUGAAUUGCACAUCACAUUUCACUCAACACGUGAGGAGCCGCUGACCUAUCUGUACAGAAUAAAGCUAUAAACCAA
Messenger RNA from Haliotis rubra (blacklip abalone), 2584 nucleotides. Its product is annotated as hemicentin-1-like. Gene Ontology annotation, molecular function: cell adhesion molecule binding. The transcript is spliced from 6 exons. Gene Ontology annotation, biological process: cell-cell adhesion. Lineage: Eukaryota; Metazoa; Mollusca; Gastropoda; Lepetellida; Haliotidae. Gene Ontology annotation, cellular component: cell-cell junction. The record is from RefSeq and is a predicted model, not a curated record. Bases 3 to 1376 code for a protein of 457 amino acids.